Aspergillus heteromorphus CBS 117.55 is the source of this 3790-nucleotide messenger RNA. RefSeq names its product putative cyclin dependent kinase inhibitor Pho81 (gene phoC). Gene Ontology annotation, biological process: glycerophospholipid catabolic process. NCBI's taxonomy places the organism in Eukaryota, Fungi, Ascomycota, Eurotiomycetes, Eurotiales, Aspergillaceae. Gene Ontology annotation, molecular function: protein binding; glycerophosphocholine phosphodiesterase activity. The record is from RefSeq and is a predicted model, not a curated record. The transcript is spliced from 10 exons. The coding region runs from base 259 to 3363 and encodes 1034 amino acids.
CCGGUCUCUUUUCUUUUGUCCUCUUCCCUCCGGUUGGGGCACCAUCUCGCAUUGCCUCAUCCUGUUCAUCCCGCCAGUCGAGCUCAGAGAGGCGCGGACGUUUUCGCCUUUGCUCUCUUUCCCCCUUGGCAUUGGCCCUCUUCAGUCCAUUCGUGUCGGAGCUCUAUCCUUGUGCAAGAACCGAAGGCUUGUCUGAGCGGAGCAGGAGCGCAUCAGGGGACUGGUUAGAUCUCGGACUUUCACUCAAGACCUAUCACCAUGAAGUUCGGUAAACAGAUACAGCGUCGGCAGCUUGAUCUUCCCGAAUAUGCUGCCAGUUUUGUCAACUAUAAAGCUCUCAAGAAACUAAUCAAGCAACUCAGUGCGACACCGACAAUUCCCGCUCAGAGCACCACCGGUGUCACCCAAAAUGUUCCUGAAGCGCAAGCCACCCUUCGUGCAAAUAAAGAGGUUUUCUUCUUUCGACUGGAACGCGAGAUAGAAAAAGUCAAUGCGUUCUAUUUGCAAAAGGAAGCCGAGUUUUCACUACGACUAAAAACAUUGGUCGAUAAGAAGAGGGUUAUCCAGUCACGAGCAGUGGCUAGUUCAAAAGCACCGGCCAACUUCGUCGCCUUGUUUGAAGGCUUCCAGCAGUUCGAUGGUGACCUCAAUAAAUUACAACAAUUCGUCGAGAUCAAUGAGACUGCAAUGUCGAAAAUUCUCAAGAAGUGGGAUAAAACCUCAAAGUCUCGCAUGAAAGAGCUAUACCUUCACCGCGCUGUUGAAGUACAACCGUGUUUCAACCGAGAUGUAUUGCGUGACCUAUCCGAUCGUGCAACAACAGCCAGGUUAGAGUUAGAAGCUUGGGCAGAGGGUGAAAACAUUCACUUUGAUACUACGCGUCCGGUGGACCGGACCAUCACGAUCCAGGCCUUCGGCACGGAUGAAGAAGAUCUUGACCUUCAGAUUUUACAGUCCGCUACUGCAGGAAAUUUGCAAACCUUACGUGAGUGGACUGCAAAACUUCAGUCGUCUCCUGAUGCUCAAGUCCGCGCAACCCGCACAUUCCUAGCCGCUAUCAACGAGUUCUCCGAUGACGUGCUCUCUAUUCUUCUUGAAAGUGGCUUGGUUGACAUCUAUGCCGAAGAUGAUAUCAACGAGCGCAAUUGCCUGCAUGAAGCGGCUAUCUCUGGCCAUGAGUUUGUUUUUAAAGCUGGCCUAGCAGCCGGUGUUGAUAUUUCUAGGUCCGAUGUCUACGGCCGGAUUCCUUUACACUACGCUUGUAUGCAUGGCCGUGUAGAAAUGGUGCGAGAGUUACUGACAGCGGGUCCUCAUACCGUUAAUGUGAUGGAUCAUGAUAAUUUUACUCCGUUGAUUCACGGCAUUGUCAAAGACCAAUUGGCAUGUGCAGAGCAGCUUCUCUACAACAAUGCUCGUAUUGAUCCAGCCUCCGAAUCCGAUCAUAUACCACUGAACCUGGCCUGUCAACAUGGUUCGCUGCCGAUAGUUAAAAUGCUUCUAGAACGACAUGCGCAAUUGCUCCCAGAUGCGGAAGGCCUUUAUCCUCAGCACAUGGUGGCGCGUGCUUCGCAGUCGCCACAACUCUUACUUCUUCUCAAGCAACAUGGGGCUGAUAUGAAUCAAAAGGACAAGUUAUAUCAAUGGACGCCGCUUUUUCAUGCAGCAAGUGAGGGCUGUGUUGGUUGCUUGCGCACUCUACUGGAAUUGGGCGUCGACUCCGGUGCAGUUGACGAAAAGGGGCUCUCAGCAAUGUAUUAUGCGGCGUGGGAAGGGCAUUUGGAAUGCAUGCUUUUGCUUUGGUCUAAUCGUGGGGAUUCACAACAAGCGCAAAAGCCAUUCGACUUCCUGAACGGUUCUAGCCUACAUGAAUCCAGCCAUUCUGUCGACUUGCGCAUCAACGAUAUGACAGGGCCCGUUGAUACUGAGACAGCCGAUGGAAUCCCUGACCUAUCUCUCCCACCCCCAAUAAUACCUCUGAGGCGGUAUGGACACAAUUUCUUGGAUAAGAAAGUCUUUGUCCAGAUACUGUUCGACUCGGGCAUCUCUGGUUCGAUAUCCUUCGACCAGGCAGGCCGGCAUCCUGCAGCACGAUUGACCAUCUCGUCAAAACUCUCUGACUUGAUUCCACGCACUAUCAUGCUUCCAAUCCAAGAGGAUUCGCGCAUGAUAUCAUUCCAUGUCGACAAUUUGGAAUCGUUCGCUGUCGAUUUUGAGAUCUUUCCCACUUUCGGCUCCAAAGUGAUCGCUAAGACAGUUGCCCUGCCAACUGUAUUUCGAGCGGAGAAUUCUAGCGCUGGCUCGUGUGCAUUGCCGCUGUUCGAUCCUAGAUUACGUUCGAUCGGCCAGCUACAAUUUGGGUUCCAAGUUAUUAAGCCGUACCACGGUGAUCCUUUGGAGAUCACGCAUUUUGCCACCUAUUGGAAGGCGACGAGCGCUAUUGACCCUGAACACAACGGCCUUGUCACAGGGUCUAGCUUAUCGGGAGACCAUGUACAACUUUUUGUUCAGCUCACUAGAGACCGUAUCCCUGUUCUCUGCCCACAAUUCGUCAUUGAGCAUCAUGGUAUCGAGAUACCCAUUUGCCAUCUCACUUAUGCCCAGUUCCGGGCGAUCGGCGCCGAAAGGGGCACAAAUCACUCGGAGAUGCUGCGAUUCUUACAGACACGUGCCGUAGAUGACCUAGCCCAGGCCCAUCGCAUGCUGGCCUCUUCAUUCCUCUCACUGCGCGAGGUGUUUUAUCAUCUGCCGCUCAGUGUCAGUAUCAAUUUAUCAAUUCUUUAUCCCUCUGCCGCGGAGGAACAAUCAUUGAAUAUGACUUCCCUGGCAGAUGUCAACACUUUUGCGGAUGCUGUUCUUACUGAUGUAUUUGACCAUGCUCGUAUUGCGCGUGAUCAGAAUCCUGACUUCAUGCGUUCUGUGGUUUUUACCUCUUAUAACUCUAACAUUUGCAUUGCUUUGAACUGGAAGCAACCGAACUACCCUGUGCUCCUUUGCAAUGAUCUUGGCCAGAUUCGAGACUUGGCCCGCGACGUGAAUUCAUUACCGGACGUUGAUAGUAGCGGACGAGUUUCCAUGUCUAUAAAAGAGUCGGCGCGGAUAGCACAGAGCAACAAUCUCAUGGGUUUGAUAUGCCGCUCUAGUCUAUUGAAUGUUGUCCCGGCACUCGUAGAGACAAUCAAGGAGCUUGGCCUUGUGCUUGUUGCAGAUACCUCGGAUGAGGCCGAUCAACCUGACCGAAUGGAUACUAUGCCGGCUACGAAUCCUAUGGGCGUGGCUGAAUGGGCAUAUAGAAUGCCAGACGGUGUGAACGGUGUCAUGAAAGCCAAUGGCAUUCUGAAAUUCAACGACAUGAUUCAUAUGUGAUACUCCUUCCCGAUUCCUUCUCCCUACAAUAUCCCAAUUGCUCUUAUUUCUUCGAUAUCCAUUUUUCUUGGGCGUCGGGAAAUUUCGGGAUAUUAUAACCGUGUCAGUCUCUACUUGUCUACAAGCUCGUCUUCCUAUUUAUUAAGGGCUGGUCUGUUUCUGUACUAUGCCCGGGAGAGCCCGAUAUAUGUCAUCAUUUCAUUAUGUGUCCUGCGCUAUUUCUAUAUGUGGUGAUUUUGGGUAUGCUAGACUGAUAUCGUUUGGUGCUCUUCCCCAUGACCACUGUUUCCUUCGCUCUUUCCGGCAACUAUGUUUAACCCAAAUACCCGAUCAAAUAUCCUGAGUGGAGAAGGACCACCGAUCUGUCCUAAAAAUUAUGUAUGAACCAGUGUACAGCGCUCUAUGAAUAUAAAGUCUAAACGCCAUG